Juglans microcarpa x Juglans regia is the source of this 2199-nucleotide messenger RNA. RefSeq names its product ACT domain-containing protein ACR4-like. The record is from RefSeq and is a predicted model, not a curated record. NCBI's taxonomy places the organism in Eukaryota, Viridiplantae, Streptophyta, Magnoliopsida, Fagales, Juglandaceae. Bases 271 to 1719 code for a protein of 482 amino acids. The transcript is spliced from 8 exons.
GUGGCAUCAGUUUCCAAGGAUGGCGUAGACUGGCAAGCAAGAUGACAUUUCCUGGAUUGCCAAGUCGCGUGAUUUCAAAUUCCAGCGCGCGGUACGGACCCCUCUGUAUAUAUCUCACCUAAAGAAUUAAGAAUCCCCAAGCAUGCAGGCCUUAACUGUUUCCCGGGAACAUCUUAACUGUUACUUUAACCAAUCACGACUAGGCACGUUAUCGCUGCUGAUUUUCACUUUUUCAGUCUGGGUUUCUUCUGGAGGUUUGAGAGUUUGAUCAUGGAUGAUGUGUAUGCAAAGUUCAUUGAGAGAAUGAACCCAACAAGAGUUGUGAUUGACAAUGAGUCCUGUGAGCUUGCCACCAUUAUAGAGGUUGUUAGUACUAUUAGGCAAGGAAUACUCCUUGAAGUUGUCCAAGUACUUGCAGACUUAGACCUCAUCAUAACAAAAGCAUACGUCUCCUCUGAUGGAGGAUGGUUCAUGAAUGUGUUUAAUGUGACUGACUGUGAUGGGAACAAAGUUAGAGAUGAUGGGAUCCUCGAUUAUAUACAGAAGGCAAGUGAUUAUAGCAGCAGUAUUUUUCACUACUUUCUUUUCGUUUGGUUGGUAUAUCUUAGUUCUUUCGUUCCAAGAUCACCUCCAUUCGCAAGUGAAAUCUCGAUUAGCAUUGUCUGGCUGAGCGAUGAAGCCUUUUAUCUGGCUAGCACUUGGUUCAUGUUACAUGUUGAAACUGAUGCGUGUUGCUUAGAGUCAAUGAGAGGGUUAACUGGGGGAAUGCCCUCGGAGGAGCAUACGUCAAUUGAACUAACUGGCAUUGAUAGGCCUGGGCUGUUGUCAGAAGUAUUUGCAGUACUUACAGACCUCAGGUGCAAUGUGGUGAACGGAGAAAUAUGGACACACAAUUCUAGAGCUGCUGCUGUUAUUGACGUGACAGAACAGUCAACUGGACAAGCAAUUGAAGAUCCAAAACGGCUCUCUACUAUCAAGCAACUGCUUUGCAAUGUCCUCCAAGGAAAUAUCAGUUUUAUGACACCUAGAAUCACAAUAUCCUCAUCUGGGGUAACACACAGACAAAGGAGAUUACAUCAAUUGAUGUUUGCCGAUAGGGAUUUCGAAAGGCUUGAAGACGUCGAGCAUAGUUCAAGAAUCCAUGUUUGCGUAUUAGAUUGUAAUGAUAGAGACUAUACUGUUGUCUCCAUAAGAUCCAAAGACCGGCCGAAGCUUUUGUUUGACACUCUGUGCACUCUAACAGAUAUGCAGUAUGUGGUGUUCCACGGGACUGUCAUCACAGAAAGGAUGGAAGCUCAUCAGGAAUACUACAUCAGACAUAUCGAUGGGCUUCCCGUAAGUUCAGAGGCUGAGAGACAACGUGUUAUAGAUUGCCUUGAAGCAGCCAUCCAGAGAAGAGCCUCUGAGGAACUGGAACUAGAACUGUGCAGUGAUGACAGACUCGGACUCCUCUCGGAUAUUACCAGAAUAUUUCGGGAAAAUGGUUUGCGCAUUAGACAGGCAGAGCUGGCAACAAGGGGAGGGAAACUCAAAGAUACAUUCUUUGUCACUGAUGUGUCUGGCCAACCUAUUGAUCCUAAAAACGUUGAUUUGAUUAGGCAACAGAUAGGACAAAACAUAUUGCGGGUGAAAGGGAACUUGAGUCUGUCUCCGAAAUUUCCUCAGGAGAUGGCAAGAAGUUUCCUCUUUACAAACCUUUUCAAAAGUCGAAGUUUUUAAGUUCCAACUUCCAAGCUCGUAUAAUCUUUGCCUAUAGUUCGCUCAUGUUAUUUCUAGGAAGGAACAGCAUAUAGACAUUGAGUGCGAUUUCAGAACAAAGGACAACAAAAUUUAGUCACCAUACAUGGCAGGAAUGAUGAUAUAUCGUUUCUUUUGGCUGCGAAAUUGUGUGCGAGUGUGAAGGAAAUAAAUUGUAGAAAUACAAGGAAACAUUGGAUUAUACAGAAUUGAUAUAGGAAUUGUUGUCUAAACCAUAAUCAUUCAUGGCAGUGACAUUGCUAGAUAUUCUAAUGUAAAAUCAAGGUGAAGACUUCAGAUUGAUACAAGAGUAGAAGAUAAAGACUACCAAGGAAAUAGUAUUGAACCUUGUGUCACGAACAUUUCUAAAGAGGUUAUAGCCAACUAAUGGUACGAAUAUGGUGUUCAUCAGCCCUAAUUGUAAGUUUAAGUGCCAAUUGGCGGUAACAUCAAUUUCCGCUU